Molecule: messenger RNA, 1257 nt
Organism: Ochotona curzoniae (black-lipped pika)
Lineage: Eukaryota; Metazoa; Chordata; Mammalia; Lagomorpha; Ochotonidae
Product: zinc finger protein 717-like
Exons: 6
Coding region: 227-1123 (298 amino acids)
Biological process (GO): regulation of DNA-templated transcription
Source: RefSeq, a predicted model, not a curated record
UGGGCCAUCGCGCCGGGCGCCUCACCUUUCUCUCAAAACCAGGAACCAGUACCAGGAAUUCCCCUUGUCUCUCGGCAGACGUGUCACUCGCAGCCUCCAGGUAGCCGGAAGCCGAGCCCGCCAAGACGCCAGGGAAGAACAGAGGCUUUCGGGAAAUGUAGUCUUGGGCUCCCAGGGCGUCGCCUGCGCAGACCCGGGGAAAGGUUUUUCCGAGUUCCUCUUGCGCAUGUGCUGCCCCGCCCACCCCGCCUUCCUCCCGGAAGCUCCACGUGUGGUGGGGUCUUCGGGUCGUCCACGCGGGGUCCCGAGCGCCCGGCGCGAGAGCGGGUGCCGGGGUGCCGGGGUGCCGGGGUGCCGGGUGGAGCGGCGACGCCGGGGGCGACGGCGGGCCUGGGCGCGCCGCGCCAGCCGCAGGUCCCGGAGGCGGCCCGAGCUCCGGGGCGAGGUGUGUGAUUCCAGGUUUUUCCACGUGUUUCUAAGAACAAAGAAAAUGAACACAUUUCCAGUCUUGGUGUCGUUUGAGGAUGUGCUUGUGGGCUUCACGCAGGAGGAGUGGCAGUGCCUGAACAGCGUGCAGAGGACCCUGUACAGGGAUGUGAUGCUGGAGACCUACAGCAGCCUGCUCUCCUUGGGGUUCUGCAUUACCAAACCUGAGGUUAUUUUCAAGUUGGAGCAAGGAAUAGAACCAUGGACAGUAGAAGAAGCCUUAAACUGGAGCGUCUCAGUUGCCAAGAAAAUUGAUGUAAUUAAAGCCAGCAAGAAAAAUCAAGAUGGACAUUUGAGGCAAGUUGUAACCACAGACAACAUCUCAUCAAUUAAGGAUAGAGUUGAAUUAAGAAAAACCCUGAAUUUAAGGCCAAAUCAUGUUGUAAAGAACAGAAGUUAUCCAGGAAUGAUGCCUGAGGCAUUUAAUGUAUAUCAGAAGGGACUUCUCCCUAAUGAUCCUAUAGAGUGCCAGAGGCCGACACUGGAAAAAAAGAAUGUAAAUCUAAAUCUGAUCAUGAUGGCAGAAGCCUGUGGCCAGAAGACUCCUGGAAGGUCCAGCCCCAGAUCCCAAAUUCAGAGGGUUACAAAACAGGAAUAUCCUAUUCAAUUUGUGUCUGUGGAGAAGCUACAAACUUAAAACUGCGACUGUCUCAAUGCCCCACCUGUGCUCGUCACCCUGCAAGUAUAAAUCCUGGAGGAUGAAAUUCUAAUCAAUUGUGGUGAGUGCAUGUUAUUCAUAUAGCACUUAUUCCUAUACAGCAGUGCUUAACU